Molecule: messenger RNA, 3168 nt
Organism: Ramularia collo-cygni
Lineage: Eukaryota; Fungi; Ascomycota; Dothideomycetes; Mycosphaerellales; Mycosphaerellaceae
Product: related to bifunctional P-450:NADPH-P450 reductase
Exons: 7
Coding region: 1-3168 (1055 amino acids)
Cellular component (GO): cytosol
Molecular function (GO): FMN binding; NADPH-hemoprotein reductase activity; iron ion binding
Source: RefSeq, a predicted model, not a curated record
AUGUCACAGAAGAUUCCAGGACCAACUCCCCUGCCUGUGGUGGGCAACAUGCUCAGCAUAGAUCGAGAAUAUCCACUUGGUAGUCUGGAGCAAAUAGCAGAUCAAUAUGGACCUAUAUACACCUUGCACCUCAUGGGUCGAACUCCCUGCUUCAUCUCCUCUCAUGAACUCUUCGCAGACGCAUGCGACGAGACGAGAUUCGUAAAGGCCCUUGUUGGACCUCUAGUCAAACUUCGCGAAGUCGUGGGCGAUGGACUCUUCACUGCGAUGCCGGACGAGGAGAAUUGGGCCAUUGCUCACAGAACCUUGAUGCCUGCUUUUGGGCCUUUGCCUAUUCAAGCCAUGUUUCCUGAAAUGCAUGAUAUUGCCUCGCAGUUGGUAUUGAAAUGGGCGCGGUUUGGACCUGAGAGUGAUAUUGAUGUUACUUCGGAUUUCACAAGGUUGACGUUGGAUACCAUUGCACUUUGCGCAAUGGGGACGAGAUUCAACUCCUUCUACGACAACAAAUUACAUCCCUUUGUGGAUUCCAUGGUCGGAGUACUUGCUGGUGCAAACGCAAGAGGAAAGCGACCUCCAGCUGCCGACUACAUCUACAGAGCCGAGAAGCGGCAAUUCGAUCUAGAUGCUGCGUAUCUUCAGAAAAUUGCCAUGGAGCUGGUCCAGAAGCGUCGGGAGAACCCUUGCGAUAAGAAGGACCUCUUGAAUGCCAUGUUGAAGAACAGGGACCCGAAACUCGGCGUUGAGUUGAGUGAUGAAUCGAUUGUGAAUAAUAUGGUUACAUUUCUCGUUGCAGGACACGAAACCACAUCCGGACUGCUGUCGUUUUUAUUCUAUGCACUCUGCUCAAGUCCGGAAGCCUACGAAAAGGCACGGGAGGAGGUUGAUACUGUCAUUGGAAACGGAGCCAUCACAGUCGGCCACAUGUCAAAGCUACCCUAUCUCACAGCAUGUUUACGGGAGACUCUACGACUACACUCGACGGCUCCACUUUUUGCCCUCUGUCCCAAAGAAGAUGAUGUUCUUGCGGGGAAAUAUCCCGUGAAGAAGGGACAGACGAUUGGCUGUAUUCUAUCCAAGAUUCAGACCGAUCCGGCAGUAUAUGGAGAGGACGCGCAGGCCUUUAGACCGGAAAGAAUGCUUGACGAGCAAUUUGAAAAGUUGCCAAAGCAUGCUUGGAAGCCUUUUGGAACUGGAGUGCGAGCUUGCAUUGGUAGAGCGUUUGCAUGGCAAGAAGCUCUACUCACCACAGCUCUUCUAUUACAGAUCUUUGACUUUCGCAAAACGGAUCCGAGCUACAAGCUCAAAGUACAGCAAACAUUGACGAUCAAACCUGAUGGAUUUCUAAUGCGAGCAAAGAUGCGGAAUCCUGAGGUCUUGGAGCAGCUGGGUGCAGUCUCGGUUGACGGAAGCAAAUCUACGACAUCGACUGGCGCUGCUCGAUCUUCUAAACAAAGCGAGGGAGCUGGAGACUCAGGUACAAGGAUCAACAUCAUGUACGGCUCCAACACUGGAACAUGUGAGUCUCUCGCUACAUCACUUGCAUCGACUGCCAAAUCCAGGGGUUUCAACGCGCAUGUGGACACACUCGACAAUUCGAUCUCAGCAUUGAGUCAGGAGGAUCCAGCGAUCAUCAUCACAGCAAGCUACGAAGGUCAACCUCCGGAUAAUGCCAUCAAGUUCGUGGAAUGGCUCAAGUCCGCUGAAGAAGGCAGUCUCUCGAAAUCGAAAUACGCAGUGUUUGGGGUUGGAAAUCGGGAAUGGGUUUCAACUUACCAGAAAGUUCCCACCACGAUUGAUGGCGAUUUGCUUGGAAAGGGAGCACAUCAGCUCGUCAAACGUGGAAUUGCAGAUGUGAGCGAUGGAGACAUCUUCAACGCUUUCGACAAAUGGACGGAUGAGCUCUUGUGGCCGGCCAUCGAUGGUGGGAAAUCAUCGACUGCGAGAGACGCUGCUGGACURCAGGUUACGAUCAACACGGACACUCGAACGAAACAGCUACGCCAAGAUGUACAGGUGGCGGUAGUGCAAGAUUGUAGACUGUUGACUGCACCUGGCAAGCCUGCGAAGCGGCAUCUACAGCUGAAGCUUCCGGAGGGUAUGAAGUACAAAGCUGGUGACUAUCUCGCAGUCCUUCCAUUGAACCCCGAACAAUCAGUCCGCAGAGCAAUGGCACGCUUCAAUCUAACCCUCGACGCAACCCUAACAAUCGAAGAAGGAUCCCAAACCACAAUCCCCACAGGCCGUCCCAUCAGCGCCUUCGACGUCUUCUCCUCAUACGUCGAGCUAGGUCAACCGGCAACAACCAAACAAGUCCUCCAACUUUCCCAAACAGCAUCUAACGAGACCUCCAAACAAGAACUCACCCAACUAGCCAGCACAGUCUCCCCGCAAACCAAACUCAAAAGUCUCCUCGAACUUCUCGAACAAUACCCUUCCACAACCUACACUCUCGGCCAAUUCCUCGAAGCAGUCCCCUCGAUGCGCACAAGACAAUACAGCAUCUCCUCCUCCCCACUCCAAGAUCCCACCAGCGCCUCCCUAACAUACUCCGUCAUCGACGCCCCAAUCGAUCCCUCCAACCCCACAACCAGUCGAAGAUUCCUAGGGGUGGCGAGUAACCACCUCGCCCGCGCCCAACCCGGAGAUCGAAUCCAAAUCGCUCUCCGACCCAGUCACGCAGGCUUCCAUCUCCCGGCCGACGACCCUUCCCGACCAGUCCUAAUGGCUUGCGCGGGAACGGGUCUCGCGCCCUUUCGUGCCUUUGUACAAGAACGCGCGGUCAAAAUCCUCUCGGGGGAGAAAUUGGGGCGAGCCAUGUUAUUUUUCGGAUGUAAUGCUCCGGGAGAAGAUGACAUGUAUCGUGAGGAAUUUGAUGUCUGGGAAGAAAUUGGAGCGGUGGAGGUGCGGAGGGCGUUUACGUUUGCUGAGGAGAGGAGUGAGGGGUGUAAAUUUGUGCAGCAUCGUGUGUGGAGGGAUCGGGAGGAAUUGGUGGAGUUGUUUAAGAGGGAUGCUUUUAUGUAUAUUUGUGGCGCUGGGGCGGUGGGGRGUGCUUUGGUGGAGACUGUUGAGAGGAUUUAUAUGGAGUUUAAGGGGUGUGGGGAGGAGGAGGCCAAGGUGUGGUUUGAGGGGUUGCGGGGGGAGAGGUAUUGGGCGGAUGUCUUUUCUUGA